AAACAAGAAGCUCGGCCACUCUUGGCCUUGUUAUCUGAGGAGAAGCAACCGAGGGCAACGCGCGCGCGUGUGUGUGCGCGCGCGCAUUUGUGUUGGUGAGGCGAUGCUGCUAAGGAGUCUCAAACAGGAGGAGGUUUUCCCGAGCCAGCUCCUAAUGGUGGUUUUAUGUGCUCUGAAAAAAGUUUCAUGGGUGUGGGAAGGCAAGUCCGAGCCACCUUAACCCUUCCAGGAACUGCUUCCAGGAACUGCUGCCAGCGAUGAUGUGGAAGGUCUCACUUCUCAAACAGUAGAUGUUGACAUAAAGGGGGAGGUAUACCAUUUGCCACCUAACUACCUCCAUGAAAAAAAGAAUACCAUUAUAAGAAGCACUUCUCUGUAGACUCUCCAUGAUGGCAGCUUAUAUAAAAAAGCUAAGACGAUUCGUAAUAAAACAGUUGUCCCAGGGAAAACUCUGGAAGUUUACCUUCGUUAUUUUUAUCUUCUUAAUAUUUUUGGUUUUGUUGCAACGAGAAGUAAGCGUUCAGGAUUUCAAUGAAGAACCAGGAAUACUAUCAAAAGACGGAAAGAGAAGUAAUGUACUGGGCCUAGUUUUAAAAGCUGUGAACAAUAUUAAAGCUGUAAAGCCAAAAAUGCAGAUUAAAGCGCCUAUUAGACAAACUCAAAAUGCUGGACCAAAACGUUGCUUGCCAGGAUCUUAUACAAUAGCAGAACUGAAAUCUCACCUAGAACGUCCUCCUCAGGAUCCUAAUGCUCCAGGAGCUUCUGGUAAACCAUUCAAAACUAUCAAUUUAAGUCCUGAUGAGCAGAAGGAGAAUGAACGUGGGUUUGAAAAGCAUUGCUUUAAUGCUUUUGCAAGUGACAGGAUUUCAUUACAUCGGGAUCUGGGACCAGACACACGACCUCCUGAAUGUAUUGAACAAAAGUUUAAACGGUGUCCUCCACUUCCUACCACAAGCGUUAUCAUAGUUUUUCACAAUGAAGCAUGGUCAACUCUGUUGAGAACAGUUCACAGUGUGAUGUAUACUUCCCCUGCAAUAUUAUUGAAGGAAAUAAUUUUGGUGGAUGAUGCAAGUGUAGAUGACUACUUACAGGAUAAACUGGAUGAGUAUGUGAAGCAGUUCCAUAUAGUUAAGGUAGUCCGACAAAAGGAAAGAAAGGGGCUUAUUACUGCUCGAUUAUUAGGUGCUUCAAUAGCAACUGGAGAAACACUAACUUUUUUGGAUGCACACUGUGAAUGCUUUUAUGGUUGGUUAGAGCCUUUGUUGGCUAGAAUAGCUGAAAACAAUACUUAUGUCGUAAGCCCUGAUAUUUCAUCAAUAGAUCUUAAUACAUUUGAAUUUUCUAAACCUUCGCCUUAUGGUCAAAGUCACAACAGGGGAAAUUUUGACUGGAGUUUAUCCUUUGGAUGGGAAGCUCUUCCUGAGCAUGAAAGUCAAAGAAGAAAAGAUGAAACCUAUCCCAUUAAAACACCUACUUUUGCAGGAGGGCUUUUUUCAAUAUCAAAGGACUACUUUUAUAAUAUUGGGAGCUAUGAUGAAGAAAUGGAAAUAUGGGGAGGAGAAAACAUAGAAAUGUCUUUCCGAGUAUGGCAGUGUGGGGGUCAGUUGGAAAUCAUACCUUGCUCGGUUGUUGGUCAUGUAUUUCGCAGUAAGAGCCCUCAUACAUUUCCAAAAGGAACUCAGGUCAUUACACGUAAUCAGGUUCGCCUUGCAGAAGUCUGGAUGGAUGAAUAUAAAAGCAUAUUUUACCGGAGAAACACAGAAGCAGCAAAAAUUGUUAAACAAAAAACAUUUGGUGACCUCUCAAAAAGGCAUGAGUUAAAACAACGCUUGCAAUGUAAAGACUUCAAAUGGUAUCUUAACAAUGUUUAUCCUGAAGCAUAUGUACCAGACUUGAAUCCUUCAUUAUCUGGAUUUCUAAAAAAUGUUGGAAGAAGAGCAUGUCUGGAUGUCGGUGAAAAUAAUCAGGGUGGCAAACCAUUAAUUAUGUAUGCUUGUCAUGGGCUUGGAGGAAACCAGUACUUCGAAUAUACUGCACGCCAUGAAAUUAGACACAACAUCCAGAAGGAGUUAUGCCUACAUGCUUCUCAAGGAGCUGUACAACUUAAUGAGUGCGGUUAUAAAGGAAACAAAAGCAGGACUCCUAAAGAAGAAAAAUGGGAGAUCAGAGAGGACCAAUUGUUAUACAACGCAGCACUAAACAUGUGUCUUACAGGAAACAGGGAACAUCCUAGUAUGGUACCAUGUGAUCCCUCAAAUCUCUUCCAAAAAUGGAUUUUUGGCCAAAACAUGUAAAAUCUGCUACUGAUAAAUAGAUAUUUAUCAAUAGUAACAUCAUCAUCUUCAAACUUUUACAGAUUUAAUUUAAAUUAUGGAAACCAGCUAAUUUGUAAAGCAUUUUAAAGCAUUUUUAGCUUGCAACAAAUCCAAAGAAUUCAUAGACUUCUCAAAUGUUGGAAAAUGUUUACAUAAUAUUGGAAAUUAUAUUUCCAGUAUAAUUUUUUAAAUUAAAAAUAUCUUUAAGAUGUUGGAAUUCCCUUGGUUUGGGGAUGAUUUCUAAGGGCUUUAUAUGCAUAUAUGCCUGUUAAUAACUUUGGGAAAACUUGUCAAUAAAGAUUAGAUUUUUUUUCUUCUAUAAAA
Messenger RNA from Anolis sagrei ordinatus, 2639 nucleotides. RefSeq names its product polypeptide N-acetylgalactosaminyltransferase 3 (gene GALNT3). Lineage: Eukaryota; Metazoa; Chordata; Lepidosauria; Squamata; Anolidae. Gene Ontology annotation, molecular function: polypeptide N-acetylgalactosaminyltransferase activity. Gene Ontology annotation, cellular component: Golgi apparatus. Gene Ontology annotation, biological process: protein O-linked glycosylation. The record is from RefSeq and is a predicted model, not a curated record.